Gossypium raimondii (Peruvian cotton) is the source of this 877-nucleotide messenger RNA. RefSeq lists its product as uncharacterized. Gene Ontology annotation, biological process: translation. Gene Ontology annotation, molecular function: RNA binding; structural constituent of ribosome. The transcript has 6 exons. Lineage: Eukaryota; Viridiplantae; Streptophyta; Magnoliopsida; Malvales; Malvaceae. Gene Ontology annotation, cellular component: mitochondrion; ribosome. The record is from RefSeq and is a predicted model, not a curated record. The coding region runs from base 161 to 640 and encodes 159 amino acids.
CCAAACGGGUUGUCAAAGAGUUUUAGUUCCCAACCCGUCGGAAACCCCAUAAUCCUUAAUGGUAUAAACCUAAAACCCUAAAACCUGAUAUAGCAGGAGCACGAUCCAGAUCUUCCGAAUCAUUGGCGAAAACUCCGCGCUUUAGUUCUCUAAGAUUAAAAUGGGUUGGAAAGCAGCUGAGAAGCUUAUUAGGCACUGGAAAAUUCUUAGGGGUGACAAUGUAAUGAUAAUCAGGGGCAAAGAUAAAGGUGAAACUGGCAUUAUCAAACGCGUUGUUCGCUCUCAGAAUCGUGUAAUUGUUGAAGGGAAAAAUCUGGUAAAAAAGCACAUUAAGCAAGGUCCAGGUCAUGAAGGUGGUAUAUUUACUGUCGAGGCUCCCCUUCAUGCCUCAAAUGUUCAAGUUCUUGAUCCUGUUACUGGGAAGCCUUGUAAGGUUGGAGUUAAAUAUCUAGAAGAUGGAACUAAGGUGAGAGUAUCUAGAGGUAUAGGAGCUUCUGGGUCGAUAAUUCCUCGCCCUGAGAUCUUGAAGAUAAGGACUACACCAAGACCUACAGUUGCUGGUCCCAAGGAUACUCCAAUGGAUCUUGUGUUGCAGAAGACAUACGAUCCUAAAACCGGGGUGGGCAUGCCUGACCUUUAAAGAACCUUGUUCAAUCUCAUUCGAGGCACCAAACGUAUGGGGCAAAGAGGCUAUAGAGAUAUGGUCCAUGGUUCAGGGGCAUUUGCCUAUCAUCAAUAAUACUCUUGAUCAAGGUCUGCUUCUAGCGUUUAAUUUGGUUGGCAGAUCUUGCAAUUAAAUAUUUUGGAUUGUAUUUAAACGUCCGAGGUUAAACAGUUUACUAGAGUAUAGCUAUUUAUGGUGCCAUAUUUUCUUGCA